CCUUCCUGGUGAACACACCAUCUGCGGACAUUGCAGGGCAGCAGUCAUGUGCACAAUGAUGAACGUGAUAACAGCUUUAGCUCUUUCUUGUUUCUUUUCAGGCUGGAUUGCUGUCUCAGGUUCUGAGUUUCAGACCUCAGAGGUGCAGGCAGGUGAAAAUGUCACUCUGCAGUGCACCAAUACUUCCAAAAUGGACGUUACGACUUUCUGGUUCAGACUGGUCAGCGGAACCACAGUCAACUCUAUCGCUGUUAUGGCUGCUACAAGUGUUAAGCACAAUGCUGGAUUUCAACCUGGAAAAUUUGAAAUGACAAAAAACACCUCUGCUCUCUUUCUCAAAAUCAAACAAGUGGAUGUGUCUGACUCUGGGCUGUAUUUCUGUGGAUUUCUCUCAGAAGGACGUCUAAAUUUAAGCGUCAUGCAAUUAAAGGUUGGAGACACUGAUGAGCCUCAGGAUGACAUGGACUGCGUCUCCCAACAGGCUCACGAAGUAGCAGAGCUGACGAGUGUCACCCUGGGUGUUCUGUCUGUUUUCCUCUUAAUGCUCAUCACUGGUCUGGCUGUUCAACACGGGAAAACAGCUAAAGAACAAGAAAAUACGAACCCAGAACAAUUUGAGAAUCUGGACCCUGGCACCCUGAAGGAUCCAGCACUGCAAUCAGCAGUAAAAAGACGCGGGAGGCCUGCAGUACAAAAGCAACCAGAAACUCAUGUUAUUUAUACUACCAACAGAUAGACUCAUUUCCCUGUUUGACUGGUGCUAGUGCUGCUUCCUGUUUUUAUUUCUAUUUCCUGUCUACUUUCGGCUGCAUCUGCAUCCCAUCAGCCCCUAUUUGUUUUGUUUGCUACAUAGACUGCCUUCCACUGUAUGCAGGAAGCUGCUGUACACUGUCCUUCAACAGAUAUGAUCGGACACUUUUUUUCAGUAUGUGAUUCUAGAUUUUUUGUUGUGUCUACCUCAACCUCAAACCAGCAGGAAACAGAGAGCCUGCAGUUGAGAGAGAAGUAAAAUUCAUGUUGUUUAAGCUGUCAGCAGAUAGUAACGUGAUAGUAAAGUUUUAAAAGAAGCUGUGAAACCUAAUCUACUUGUUUUGAUUACAUAAUGUCCAAGAUUGCAGACUGUUAGAAGAAUAAUUACAAUUAUUUAAUGAAAGUGAUUAAAACUGCAGCCAUGCACCCUUUGAAGACAAAUGUUGCAGGUAAUGGAUAAAGUCUGCACCAAAGGAAGAUUUCAGCACAAACAACAAAUAUGAAAUGACUUCAUUGAUUCAAAGAUUAAGAGAGACGUUAUUUACAAAACUUUCCUCUUGCUGGUCUUAUAUGAGUAACGCAAAAAACAAAAAUAAUA
This is a messenger RNA of Oreochromis aureus, 1348 nucleotides long. RefSeq lists its product as uncharacterized. Bases 47 to 736 code for a protein of 229 amino acids. The record is from RefSeq and is a predicted model, not a curated record. Gene Ontology annotation, biological process: response to bacterium. The transcript has 6 exons. Lineage: Eukaryota; Metazoa; Chordata; Actinopteri; Cichliformes; Cichlidae.